This is a messenger RNA of Linum trigynum, 573 nucleotides long. The record is from the annotation of a GenBank genome assembly. Lineage: Eukaryota; Viridiplantae; Streptophyta; Magnoliopsida; Malpighiales; Linaceae.
AUGGCGUCGUCCCAGGUUGAGAUUGUUGCAUCAUCUUCUCCAUUUGGCUAUGUUCUUCGGGAUAGGAAUCGUCCCAAUCGAUGCAAUAGGGAAACAAGCAACACCAAUUCCUCCAGCGUCGCUGCUUUUCAGAAGAACCUCGAGGUUUUGGUUAGAGACCAUCUCCAUACUUGCAUCUCUAUAUCUCCUGAUAAGAAUUCCUUAGCACAACCAAACAAUGAAAGCUUGGAUUCCAUCACCAUUUCUAGCAGCAAGCGUAAUAGCCCACCAAAAAAUGAAACAAUGAAUAAUUUUUCUUCUUCAUGUUCUUCUACCCGCGUGAGUAGCCGACAGGCAAGAAACUUGGACCGCUGGGCGGCAAAGCAUAUGGUAUCGACGAUAGAGAGGCAGAAUAAGGAGUCAGAGCUUUGGGUUGUGGCAUCAAGCAAUCCAUGCUCUUCUUCAAAUUCAAAAGAGGUCGGCAAUUGUGUAAUAUCUUCCCAAAAUUCAAUAGCCGAGAGCGAGUACUGUUCCUCCAAGAGCCAGAUUGGGGCUUCUUCCCUGGUACAAAUAUGGGAGGCACGACUAAAUUAA